CCGCCAGAGAUUUGUAUUUGGGUUUCGUUGUUUUUGUUGUGUCUGUGUAAUGCAUUUUGUUACUGCACUUUUAAACAGUUAAUUCGAAUGUGACGACAAUAGACAAGAUGGCGGACAAGAGCAACGCAUUCAAACUGUUUCGAACUGUUGAUCCGUCCACAGUGAAUGUGCCGAUAAAAGACAAAUUUGCUAAACUGACGCUCUCCUCAAAUAAGAAAAAACAAUUGGCCAGUGAAAAUAUUGAAAAAACCAACGUAAGUCGCCAACUACUAGGUGAACUGAACGAACGAACACAUGAGAAUCCCUUGCUGCGCAGCGAUUCCUCAGUAUCCUCGAAUAGCAUGAAAAUGGGAGUGGAGCAAAAGGAGCCCAAAACAGUACAGGACGAAAGCACACAACUUGAUGUUUCCGAUUAUAUGGAAGUGCUGCAGCUAAGUGGUGAUGGUUGCACUCAGCGCUCCGAAUACGUCGAUGUGGAGCAACUCUCCACACAAGUCUCCAAUUUAAGAGUACAGCCAAAAGAGGAAGUCUCCAUUUGCAUAUCAUCAACAACUGAGGAAGCAAAUGACGAGGAAGAUGAUGACAACGAAUCGUGUAUUACGAUAUCAGAUAGUGAAGCGGAGCAGGAUAAGCAGGAAGAGAAGCAAAAGGAACAGGAGAAGCCCAGCAUGGCCAUCAGUGAGCAAUCGGCUGCUGUUGCCGUGCCCGGCAACAAGCUUCAGCUGCUCGAGGCGUUUCUGCGUGACGUCUCCUUCGAGCGUCGCGAGAUGGAGCGCCGUGGCAUUGUGGACAUGUCAUCGGAUCAGCUGCUGCACUCGCGCAUUGCCAGCGCCGACACUGAAUCCAUGAGCCAGGACAUUGACAUCACACGUUUGUCCUCUUGCUCUCGCCCGUUGGACAGCAGCAGGCUGUUGGCGGACAACGAGACCGAGGUGAAUACGGAGCUGAAUGAGAGCAAACGCUUGGCGGACAAUGAGACCGAGGUGAAUACUGAGCUGAAUGAGAGCAAACGCUUGGCGGACAAUGAAACCGAAGCGAAUACGGAGCUGAAUGAGAGCAAACGCUUGGCGGACAAUGAGACCGAAGCGAAUACGGUGUGCUCCGAGGAGCAGCAGGAGUUGGAGGACCCGCAACCGAGCUGCCGGCGACUGGCGAACGAUGAGACCGAGCAGCAGUCGGUGGCAGACGACACCAUUCCCGAGACCAGUAGCGAGGCGGAGCAGUCGCCGGUGAGAUCGCGAACAGCAUCCGGAAGCAGCGUGGAGACUGCGAGGGAAACGGAGCGGGAGUUGGGUACGCCAGCAAUACAAGUGAGCAGCAUCAACAUUUCUGCCAAGAUCAACAUUAAGAUACACAUACCCAACAUGGAGUCGAGCAGCGCGGAAUCGGAGUCGGAAGACGAUGAGCAGCCGCCGGAACAGCCAGAGGAACAGGCGGAAGAAAAUCAACAACAGCGACAGCAGAAAGAUCGCUCUAUUCUGCAGGCCGAUGCCUCAGAGGAUGAGCAAUUCCUGACGAAUGCCGAGGAACUGUUGAAUCAACUCUAUGGCAAAUCCUGGCAAACUCCCGACGUCAUACGCACCCUGAAACGCGCAAGUGGCAGUGGUGGCAAGACUGCAACGAGAGCGGCAGCGGCAACGAAAGCAUCAACUGUAGAUCGCACUCCGCUGACUGAGCUGCGUCGUCAGCCCAAAUCCCGUCCAGCUGCGGCCACCACAGCCAAGAAACGUCAGCCAGCUGCCAAGUGCAAUGAGAGCGCCUUGGGUGACUUUAGCAUCUUUAAACGCGCUUUGCAUAACAACCAAUUGAAUUCAACGCAUUUGCCGGCGGCAACGGCUGCAGCGAAGAAGGUGGCGGGAGCGCGGAGCGCUCGAGUGGCCAAUAAGCAGCAGGUGCGCACAAACCAUGUGCACGAGGAGCGUUGGCGGGCGCUAGUGGACACGGACAGCGGUACCGAUGCCAGCGAUGACGAGGAUGCGGAUGCCACCGAUUGCAGCGUGGGCAGCGGCGAUAAUGCUGGCCAUAUGACCUAUUUGGAUCUGACCAAAGCGGAGGUGCAGGUGGUCAGCAGUCCCGAUGGCAGCAGCGGCGACAAGUCUCCCAAGUUUCCCAAGAAACUGGAUGAUAUUCUGCGCACUUGUCGCGCCACCGUUAAGCCCAAAAUGUGUGCGACGCCAUCAGCGCCAUCAACGCCAUCAACGCCAUUAAACGUGGACUUGCCACCAACGCGUCGUCAGCUAUUUACGCCCAAUUUUGGCUACGAGGAUGAGAACGCGGCCAAGGCGAUUGUGGAGCGUGCGCUUGACAUGAACAAUCUGGAUGAGCUGGAGAUUUUCUAUCAGCCCGGCAGUACAGUGCACAAGCGUGUCCAGGAGGUGAAGCGCCAAUUGGGCAUUGCCGUCAAGUCACCCAAUGCCAAACCGAUCUUUAAACUGCCGACGACCACGACGCCACAAGUGACGCCCAGUCGAACGCCGUCUGCGCGAAAGCCAAAGCAAAAGCAAACACCUCAGGUGCGUGGCAGCGGCAAAUGCAGCUUCAUCAAGUCCCUGGAGAAGGAUGUGAGUCGUGAGUACGCGGACAAUGAGGCGUACUUCUAUCGCGAGAACUUUAAGCGCAACAAGGAAGAACUGACGACGCGUCUCUAUGACAUGUUCAAUGAGAAGGUGUUCAACAACAAGCUGCAGGUGCCCAUCGUUUGGACAAAGAUGCUGCGCAACACAGCGGGCAGAUGCCGCAACAAGCGCAAACUCAACGAACGCAUGUGCGUACUGGAGCUGAGCGUUAAGGUGUUGACAAGUGCGGAUCGCUUGCGCUGCACACUGAUCCAUGAGAUGUGCCAUGCAGCGACCUGGAUCUUUAACAAUGAGGGCGGACAUGGACGCACCUGGAAGCAGUGGACAUACCGCGCCAUGGCUGCGUUUCCCGAUCUGCCAUCCAUCAAUGUGUGUCACGACUAUGAUAUUGAAUUCAAGUACACUUAUCGAUGCGAAGCCUGCGACGUGGGUUCCAAGGCUCAUUCGCGGCAUCGCAAGGUGGACAACAUACGCUGUCGCCUAUGCUCGGGCCCAAUUCAAUUGUUCAUUAACAAGAAGGAUAAGCAGGGCAAUGUGCAAAUGCAGCCGGUGCGCGAGGCGACGGGAUUCGCCAAGUUCGUGAAGGAGCAGUUUAAAAAGCACAAGCGACCAGAUCUCACAGCGGCCCAAGUGAUGCGCAUACUGAGCGUGGAGUAUGCCAAGCAAAAGGAACAACACAACAAGUCCGCAACAGAAGCUGCGGGGGCAACAGAUGACUUAAUUGCCAAUCAAGUGGAAACUUUAGCAUUAGACGAUGAUGAUGAUGUCGAAAAUUAAGUUCAAGACAAACUGACAAGUACAAUCUAUAUGUAUAUUUUACAUAGUAUAUAAGUUUUCGUUUUAAUAGAAUAAAAUAAAGAUGAAACA
Molecule: messenger RNA, 3443 nt
Organism: Drosophila nasuta
Lineage: Eukaryota; Metazoa; Arthropoda; Insecta; Diptera; Drosophilidae
Gene: Gcna
Product: Germ cell nuclear acidic peptidase
Exons: 5
Coding region: 108-3353 (1081 amino acids)
Cellular component (GO): nucleus
Source: RefSeq, a predicted model, not a curated record